CUUCGCAUUUAUACUUUAAUUCAUUUCAAUUUAAAUUGAUUCGUAUGUGAUUGGUCGUUAUUCAUAAUAAUUUGUGAAUUACAGCUGGCAACUGUGUCACUAAUAACUUGCAAACGCAAUUACUUUUUCUCAUCGGUCAACAUAAGACCAAACUACUGGCAGCACUGGUUAAAGCGAAGUGGCGAACGAACGCUGUCUACAAUUUUAUUAAUAAAAAUGUUGUAAAAUCAAAGGAAUAUAUAACUUUUAGACUAAAAAAGAAAGUGCUGUUAAGCCAGUGAAUUUGAGUGAAAAAUAUAGUUUAAGUUGCAUUAAUAUCGAUAACCGAGUGAAGAAGCACAUCGGAAAGCAUAGCAUAGCGUUUGGGUUUGGUUUCUUAAUAGUCGUUAGCUUUCACGAAUUGUGUGUGAGUUGAUGCGCUUUUGUGAGAAUAAUUUUCUGAAUUGAAUUCGUUGAAUAAUUUUGAAUGCUUUGUGGUAUUGUAGAAACGCGAGUUGGCGAACGUUGCUAUAUAAUGGCCGCUUGAAAAUCGAGAUGAAAAGUGUUAACGUUGGAACCUUCUAAAUGUAUGUAGGAAGGUGUACCAGUAAAAAUAUAGCGAAAGUGAUGACAAAGUAUAAAACAGAGAGAAACAAGGGAAGAGUAAAUUGAAACAGUUAAGCAAAACGAAAUUCAAUAACUAUAGACAACAAAAAGUUAAAAGCUACAGACCAACCGUAGUGGAGGGUCUCCGAUGUUUUUAUUGCUGUCGCUUUUGGGAAAAUGUCUCAUUUGCCAUUGGAUGCACGCGCCAUUUUGGACUAUUUAAAUGAAUUGGGUUACAGAAACAUAUCUGCCGAACAGCUCAAGGAAUUCAUGAAAGAUCUUCGCAAACUCAUUAAAUACGAGGAGACACUAGGCAUCAAUGCUCAUCAAGAUAAUUACUUUGAGAAGCUCUUUAAGCGUACAACCGCCAGUUUUCGCGCUAAAGUUGACAAGGAGAAUGCACAUCGUGAACGCGCUGUCGAUGUAAAGUCAAAACGUGAUCAUGACGCUCAUGUCUUACGAUCGUUGAAUCAAAAAGAGCAUCAACAACAAUUGGAAUCAAGAGCGGGUAUGGCCAAGAAAUGUAAUCAAUCGCAUUCUACGCGCACCAAUUCUACUUCGCAGUAUGGGACAACUUUCGGGGGCAGUAGUAUGAUUGACAAACUGCAUGGUAAACAAAAGUCUUCACAACAGCAGAAACAAGUGCAGUCUGCGGAACCACGCAAAAAGGUUUCAGAAGCACGUCCACGAUCGCACACAACCACAUUCGAUGCGGGAACUUUAUCACGUGAGCAAGCUUGGCAAAGUAAUAAACGUGUACCGUUUGGCGAAUGCAAUGAAUUGAGAGGUCCUCAACCCGUAGCGACAGAACAGGCCUCAACGCGUCCAUCCGCCCAAAGGGAAGCGAAUCUGAAGCGUGGCCAAACAGCAACCAGCACAAUUAGUACCAGAGAAGACAAGACUAAAUCAAAUGGAGCAGCGGCAAAUCCAAGGGUUGAAUCGCGAGAUACUAAUCGCGGACGUGCUCGUGUUAGAUAUCCAUCUCACGAACGUAGCGCUCCAAGGCGUAGUCCGAGUGGCGGCAGUUACACCACAGCCAGAUCUUUGGGUGUUAUGAUACCACGACAAUGCACAGCGACACGCCGCCGCCGACCACUAAGUAAAGAUCCGGUCGCCUUAUAUCACUACUAUCAGAGUGAAUGGAAUUACUUUCGUGAGCAAAUACCAGGCGAGAGUUCCCAUUCGGAGCUGCGUUGGAUGAUACGUGAACGCCUAUUGGACCCCAACUAAAAAAAUAUA
Messenger RNA from Bactrocera dorsalis (oriental fruit fly), 1824 nucleotides. RefSeq lists its product as uncharacterized. The coding region runs from base 763 to 1815 and encodes 350 amino acids. Gene Ontology annotation, biological process: cilium assembly. NCBI's taxonomy places the organism in Eukaryota, Metazoa, Arthropoda, Insecta, Diptera, Tephritidae. The transcript is spliced from 4 exons. The record is from RefSeq and is a predicted model, not a curated record. Gene Ontology annotation, cellular component: centriole; non-motile cilium.